Molecule: messenger RNA, 1449 nt
Organism: Ahaetulla prasina
Lineage: Eukaryota; Metazoa; Chordata; Lepidosauria; Squamata; Colubridae
Exons: 2
Coding region: 441-1178 (245 amino acids)
Source: RefSeq, a predicted model, not a curated record
GGGACCAAGGUUGGAGACCCCUGUGCUAUAGCAAAAAAUCACUGAUUAUUUGUUUUAAGCCAUCCCAGUGAAUGUCCAUCUUGUGAAAAUCAAUUCCACAAAGGAGCAGGGCAAAGCAUAAUACAGGUAGUCCUCCACUUACGGCAGUUCAUUUAGUGACCAUUCGAAGUUACAAGGGCAUUGAAAAAAGUGGCUAUUUUUCUCACACGCUGCAGCAUCCUCUUGGUCACGCGACCAGAAUUCAGGUGUUUGGCAGCUGGCUCGUAUUUAUGAUGGUCGCAGUGUCCCAGGGGUCACGUAAUCCCCUUUUGCGACCACCUGAUCAGCAAAGUCAACGAGGAAGCUGAUUCGCUUAACAACUGCAGUGAUUCCCUUACCGACGGCGGGAAGAAAGGAAAAAGCUCCUGAAAUUUCCUAGUGUGGACCAGGUCAAGAAGACCAUGUGGCAGGACGAAUACUUAGAGAACCUGAACCCUCUGCGGGGAGCUGUGGAUAUGAUGGGACUUUCGACUCAAUUUCUCGGCGUGUCCCUGGUCCCAAAAGACACGGUGAAAUGGGACCAAUCCUACGCCGCCAGCCUCAUCGGCAGCGUCCCCACCAUGCUGGAGAUCUUGGAAGACACGGGCUUCUUCCUCCUCCUCGGCCAAUUCUGCGCCCUUUUGAAGGGGUUGCAAAGCACCGGCCUUCUCCUCACCUCCGAUGAGUGGAAGCAGCAGCCUUCAGAAGGAGGAGGAGUUUUGAAGAAGCUGGAUCCCUUCUUCAGGAUGCUGGUCCAUCUUAGUCCGUGGAAGAUCUACCACAGCUUCUGGAGUCUCCGAGAUUUCCUGGAGAAGGUGGAAGACGAAGACUGGGAGGGACAAAACUGUGUGAAAUACCUGUCCGUCGUACAACAGGGCUUGGAAGGCCUGGAGCCCGAGAAGACACUCAAUUGCUUUGAGGGACUUCAUGACUUCCUCAACUACCAGCAACAGAGCCUGGCGUGGUUAGAGUCUCAUCCCGAAGUUCACGAGAAACUGGGCCACCUCAAUUUCUUUCCAACGUUGGCCUUGCUCAAGAAGAUCAUGGAGGUCGGAAUGGAAUAUUUCAACGACUGCCUGAUCGACCUGCAAGAAGUUCUGGAAGAUCUCAACGAGGUGGAAGCCAUCGUCCCGUCUCCGGAUGACUUGGAUAUGUACUAGAAGAUCCAUCUUCUAGGGGUCGGCCUCUUUAUCGCCGGCCCCUUAUCGCUUGACGACCGCCCAAAAAUUGAUGCUCCAAUCCUGGGCCUUGAAUGACUACGCUUCAAACCACAAAAACCCAAGCUUUAUUAAGUGAAUUAAUUGGAAUUUGAUUAAUUUACUCGUAACUCUGUAAACCAGCGACACCCGGAAGUGACCGCCGUAUUUCUCUUGUGAGUCUUCUUCUGCACCCCGUUUUUAACUGGGAGUUGAAUGCCUCUGUGCAAUUGCU